CAGGGCUGCACGGCUGUAUUAUAUAACUUUAACGUAGGCUACUCACGGGUUUAAUGGCGCAAGAGCAGAAUAUCACGCCGCAGAUCUGUGGAUUCAUUGCGGAAUUAUCCUGAAAUUGCGAGUGAGUCAGCGAUCGAUCACUUUUUCCUCAUACCGGCGACGUGCGCUAAAAGUUAUCGACAGAUCGGCGAAACGGCGCACACGGUGGAUCUCGACAGCUCCAGCUCGGUCCGCGACGUUGUUGACUUUAGUUAAAAAAAGAGUUGAUAUUGCAGACGAUGUUUUCCUGCCGUACGGGGAAAAAGGUGGCAACAAAUCCAUCUGACAUUUCACCACGCAUCGUUACAGCAAGGAAGGGGUUUUAUUCGAGAGCUUGACUGUGUGGACAUUGUGUUAUUGCUCACAUUUUCCCAACUUGGACUGACAGGAGAUGACCUUACCGGGGGAGUGCUUUAUUCUUUCACUACAGGAUAAAGAAAUGGAUCAGGGUGGACUGAAGCGCAACGGUAAUCGAGACGACAGCCUGACAUUUGGGGAGACAGGAGCCGGAGUAGGCAGGGAUACGGGUGACACAGCUGGUUCACUGCUCCAGUCUGCAACGCACCUGCCCGGCCUCAGGUCUCUGACCCAGCCCACAGUGGCCUCAAAUGGACCGGGCGGAACCAAAGACCAGGGGGAGAUUGAAGGCCUCUUUGAGUCCCCUCAGCAUCAUGUCAUGUGUGAGGGGUCAGACAUGAAGAAGGGUAAACUCAUGAAUAUGCAGAAACGACACCAGGAUAGCGAUGUAUUCUGCAUGGAGGAAAAUCUGCCGAAACGGAGUACUUCCGAUCUCAACCCCAUGGACUCCGCUGUCAUCAGCACCUCAGUGUCCUCCAUCCUGGGCAACCUCCCUCUGCCCGACCUUUUUCCCCAGCACAUCAAGCAGGAGGGUUUUUCUCUUGAUAAAGACAUGGAAACUUACGGGACACACAUUAGGCCGUGUGAUUUGGAUGGCAACAGCAGUCGCCUAAUGGAGGAUACUGAGAUUUGGCAAGACCUGGACCUUCCUAAUUCUCUGCCAGAAAUCAGCGGUUUCGAGUUGGAUUCAGAAGUGGCACACUUGGAUAAUAUCCUGCAUGACAGCAGAGGUGAUGGUGGUCCUGUCAGCGACUUGCUAAAGGAAACAAAGCCUGCCGUGGUUAAUGGAGUAAACUGUACCAAUGUGAACAGCACAGACCAGCAGCAACACCCCGUCCACCACCCGCAGCAGCACCUUCUUCAGCACCAGCAACAUCAGCUUCACCAUCAACAGGAGCCUGCAUCACUGCUCUCCAGCGUUAUGAUCAAGGAAGAGAAGGAUCCCGACAACUCUUUCAUCCACAUCCGCACUCCCGGUGUCGUGAAACAGGAGAAGCAGGAAAAUGGUGGUUUCUGCCAGUCGCAGUGUCUCCAGAGCAGCAUGAGCUCUCUCCAUGGAGGAGGCGCCAUGUCCUCGUCUAUGAGCGCUGGUGCAGAACCUAACUACCACUACAGAGCCAACCCGUCCUCCACAGUGGGCCUACAAGACCAGGAGUCUUUUGGCAUGUACUCAAACCUGCCUCUGGUGGAGGAGACCUGGGCCAGGGGGAACAGAUUUGGAGAGUUGUCCGGGUUACAUAGGGGUGACAACGGGCUCCCCUCAGCCGCGACCUUGGCAAAUUUUUCUGUCAGCUUCUCCGGCACGUCACCCAGAGCAGGAGAGACCGGCAGUUCUGCGGUGCUGGGCCAAUCCAAGCCCGGUGGGCAGACGCAUAAGAUCUGUUUGGUGUGUUCAGAUGAGGCCUCGGGAUGCCACUACGGGGUUGUAACCUGCGGCAGCUGCAAAGUGUUCUUCAAGAGGGCCGUCGAAGGAUGGAGAGCGCGACAAAACACAGACGGCCAGCACAAUUACCUGUGUGCAGGGAGAAAUGACUGCAUCAUCGAUAAGAUUCGGAGAAAGAACUGUCCGGCAUGCCGCUUCAGGAAAUGUCUGCAAGCCGGAAUGAACUUGGAAGGUAAACAGUGUGACCCAUCAGCGCGGAAAAACAAGAAGCUGAUCAAGAUGAAAGUGCAGCGGCCUGCUGGAUCAUCAGAGCCUAUCAGCAACUUUCCUGCUCCCGGCAUCCCCAGGCCCUUACCCCAACUCGUGCCCACCAUGCUGUCUGUGCUCAAGGCCAUCGAGCCUGAGAUCAUCUACUCGGGCUAUGACAGCACCCUGCCUGACAUCUCCUCGCGUCUCAUGACCACGCUCAACAGGCUUGGGGGACAGCAGGUCAUCUCUGCAGUCAAGUGGGCCAAGUCACUGCCAGGCUUCCGCAACCUGCACCUGGAUGACCAGAUGACGUUGCUGCAGUGCUCCUGGCUCUUCCUCAUGUCCUUCAGUCUCGGUUGGAGGUCGUACGAGCAGUGCAACGGUAGCAUGCUCUGCUUCGCCCCUGACCUCGUCAUCAACAAUGAGCGCAUGAAGCUGCCCUUCAUGACCGACCAGUGCGAGCAGAUGCUAAAAAUCUGUAACGAGUUUGUCCGACUGCAGGUGUCCUAUGACGAGUACCUGUGCAUGAAGGUCCUGUUACUGCUCAGUACAGUACCGAAAGAUGGCCUGAAGAGUCAGGCGGUGUUUGACGAGAUCAGGAUGACGUACAUCAAGGAGCUUGGGAAAGCCAUCGUCAAGAGAGAGGAGAAUGCUAGUCAGAACUGGCAGCGUUUCUACCAGCUAACUAAGCUACUGGACUCCAUGCAGGAGAUGGUCGAAGGUCUUCUCCAGAUCUGUUUCUACACCUUUGUGAAUAAAACCCUCAGUGUGGAAUUCCCAGAGAUGCUGGCGGAAAUCAUCACCAACCAGAUACCAAAAUUUAAAGACGGGAGCGUCAAGCCUCUGCUGUUUCAUCAGAAAUGACUGCCUUAUUAAACUGUGAAGCAAUGCCUUAAAUCCUGCCCUGCCCGUGCACCUCUCGUUGGCCCCAAGUUUUCGCCCCGAGCCCUAAGCUUUCGCUUGUCCCGCCUCCCCCAUCACUCGAUUCCUCAGUUUUCCCACGCCCCCUUCUAGGAAUUCUGCCACGCCCCUCCAGGCCUCAGCCAUACAACCUAAUCUCGGAGAACAAUACCUGUGGCCUCACGCCUCCCAAUCUGCUCAUAGAUUGGGCCAAACCACCGUAGGCCACCUUACCACCGACAUGUAGCCCUUCCUUUUGGCUAAACAAGAAGAAAUUGUCCUCCCCAGGGGAAAAAAAGUUGGCUCUGAAUGUCUCGUGGGCAGGAUGCAUUUUGGGCGAUCAAUUAUUCUUGUUUUUUUUCCUACCCCCUUCUCCGUCCAUGGCCCUGUCCUCAGGUUUCUAAUGCUGUUUCUUUUGGAGGCCGCCUACCUCUUACUCUCUCCUGCCUCCAGUUUUCUAUUGCUGUUUUAAAUGACAAGCCAACACCUAGUAAAACCUUUUCCGCCCUCAACACGACGUAACAUACUGUCCAACUCGCCGGACCUAUUGAAGCUCCAUCCAAGUUCAAGUCUACUGUUCCUCCGCUCACCUGCCCAGCUUGUCUCUGUUUGCCCUUCCCAGCUCCACUGUGCAGAGAAUGUAGUGAGUGUUCACUUGUUGUGGUUUCCACUUGCCUGUUGGAGAUGAAGGGGUUAAACAAAAACAAAAAAAAAAAACACAGAAAAAUUAAAAACAUACUGACUUUUCUUCUGGACCGAAGGAGAUUUGAGGAAAAAACGUUUUCAGCUGUGAAUCGGUUAUCAUUUCUGAAAUGAUUUGAAUCCGAUUUAUAUAACUGACCGAUGGAAGAAAAACAAAAAAAAACAGGAUUAUUAUGUAAUAGAAUAUUCAUUUAUUUUAUGCACGCAUUUCUUACCACACAUGCGAAAGUCAUGCUUACACCCACACAAACUAUUCAAAUUAUUCACAGACACUCAUUCACUCAGAAAAAUGUUUACACAGGAUGUAUCUGAGAAGGGAAAAACAGUGCCUUUUAGCUUUUAAAGCUCUUCAUAGCCAUCCGUGGGGGGUUUUCUUUUCCUUAAUAAUUUAACCUUUUGACAAAUGUCCACAUAUUUCUUUCGCUUUUCCACGCUGGCAAUUUCUGUGUUCUUUCUAAGCAGCCAUUUUUUUUUGGUGUUUUCAAUGCGGGCAACUCUCUCUGUUCUGAACCCCACACAUACCCCCCAGACAUAGGCUACAUAAAGAAGUCAGCCUAUGGUACAAAUUAGAAAUGAAAUUAUAAGAUCUUGAUUUUUAGAUCUUAAAAAGUUUGAGAAUCAUAAGAAAAAGUAUAAAAAUAUAUAUUUUGAGUACCAAAACACAUAUUGUGUGUCUCUUUUUACCAUGUAAAGUAUAUUUGAUAAAUAUACUACUUCUCCCAAUCAGUAUCACAUUUUUACACAGAGGUACAGUAACCAGAAUAUGUCAACAGAUAUAAUGUUGAAUACACAUUCAAAAUACUUUAACAAGCUUGUGAGAAGCUGCAAUCGCAUUAGUGCUAAAUGGACACCACUGGAAUUAAACGAGGAAUAUCUGAUGUUUUGUAAUAUGUAGGGGCAGACUGACUGAUUUUCAUAUUAGGAUUUAGAUCUUUGAAUAGUCAGUGAGUUAAUUUGAAUCAAAUGUGUUUACAAACCUUUGCAAUUUAUUCAGAUGCAAUCGCACAGGUGGGGUUUCAAAAACUGAAUUGCCUUUUUGAAAAGAGCCACGGCGUCUGUGUGUUUAGUAAAUAGCCAUAAUGAUUCAAGCUAACCUGGCCUGAAGUCAAAACCGUCCUUUCAUCGCCGGCUGCAUUCACAUUAAAGGUUCUAGUUUAGUAAAUGCUUUCAUACAACUAUACUUUAAAGUGUGGUUUCAUGGACUAACGUGGCCAGACUGCCUGUUCCCACCCCAAGACAUCACAGUAAGGUCAAAUAGGAAUAACAGUGAGUUCAUGGUGUGUGUGUUGUUAUCUAACAGGAGUACUAGACUGGUUGGAUUUUCAAAAUAAGGUACCAUGAACACAGUAAGUGCUCAGUUCUCAAACCUCUAAAUACUUAGAAGUAUAUUACCUGACUGAAUUUCCGAGACAUAAUUAACUUCGCCAUGUGUUACUCCUGAUAGGUAAACAAAAAGCAUAUUAUUUGUGACAAAUGUUUUGGGUUUCACUCUAAAUACCAUUUAUAUAAUAUUUAAUCAGCUUCAUCUCAAAUUGUUUGCAAAAACAGGAAGUGGGGUUGUUAUCAAGUUGUCGAGCCCAACAUGACUAAAAAGGUUAUUCAAUAUUUAUAUACAUAUAUAUUUGUUUUGUAUAUUAGAUUUUAAAAAGAAUAAAAAUAGAGACACCCAUAAUCGAUGGAACCUCUGUUGUCAGGAUUUCACCUCUAACGUUGACAUUUUUUUUUGGAAGAAGAUGCAGUUUGAUCCAAAUAACUUGUGAAUCAAAGCUCAGGCUAUGAGUGACUACAUCACUUGGAUGUGUUCCACUAGUGCCAAAUGUUAUAUCAAGUUUUUAUAUGUCUUUUCUGGAGAUGUGCAGGAAUGAUAAUUCAAUUGGGAUUCAACAUUAUGUGGUUUUUCUAACUUUGCGUGAGGGUGCACAUUUAUGAGAUCUUAGUUCAGUGUCACACGUACACCAGCUUAAAACUAUCAAUUGUUAUCAUCCAAGUUAAGUGUAUGAUAGACCUUUUUCUUUUGGAGAUGCACAAAAUAUUGUAUUUUUGAAAUUGCAAAGUAAGCAGUAAUAUCAACUGUUGUCAAAUGGGUGGCGGUCAGCAUUGGGUACAUUUGUAAUGUGAAAACAUGUUCGUACCAGCUUAUGUGAUGGCCAAAGCAAAAAUACAUUAACUGCAGUUUCCUCAGCGUUCCUUGUAACUGCCUAAAUCGUCCACCGUACAGAUUUUCAGCUGUUUACUCUGCAUGGUACUCGUCCCUCCGCAGCGCAUAACUCUGAAUGGUAGUAGCAGGUUGCCUUUUGAGACCGGUCAUUUGUGUGUCACUUACAGCUAACAGCACAGCAGACUCUGGACGCAUACAAGCCACUAUUCAAUAAGAGCCAUCAUGUUUUUAAUCAGCCGUUCCGCCAAAGGAUGGUUGCUCACAGCAGGGUUGUUUCAUGUACAGCGCAGGCUUUUUAGCUGCUCUCGCUAACUCGGUCUCGUGGCCUUGUGCUGUGAAGAACACGGGCUUGAUGUUGAUUAUUCUGGGGAAGAUUUGACUAAACUUGUCUUAUUUUGUUUGGGUGACUUUUGCAUACAGUAUUACAGUUGUUUCCAGGUGGUGGUGCUUCAGAAUACCAGCUUUAACGUGUAGAUGUAACCAUAUUCCUGCUCAUUUCUAAAUGGCCAUAGGUGUAUAUAGCAACGCCGACAUAUCCAGUGCAAUGUAAACAGUGUCUAUUAUUACAAAAUAUUUUUACAUGGACAUAACCUCUAUACUCCUAUACAUUUUUCUCUUUUACCUUUCAACCACAUGUAAAGGCCUUGCGAAAGGGAGACAGAGAGCCAUAGAAAUACGUUUUCAAAUCAGGAAAUAGAUAAACCCUUAACAAAUAUCAAUGCUUUGAGAGAUUGAUCUAUUGUAAAAAAUAAAUAAAUAGGAAAGACGAUAUUUUCUGCGAUUUUGAAUACAUCAGCUGAUCCUCUUUGAUAUGAAUAAUUUUACCCAAUCCUUUUUGUACAUUGAACGCGUCAAGAAAGUAAAUAUUUUUCUGUUUGUUGGUUUGUGUUUGAUAAAGGUAGACGUGUUGAAUACAUUAGGAAGUGUUAAAACAUGUUUGUCUUGUGAAGUAAAUGUAAAUUCUACAAGUCAAUGGAAAGUCUAUAUGAAUGCUAACUGUGUUUUAAAGUUAUAUGGAAACGAGGGAGAGGGAGGAGCGGAAGGCGAGGCAGACUGGAGGAGGUUUUUGCGUUAUAUAAGAGUGACCAAAGCAGAGGAGAAAAAAAAGAAAAGAUUUAACAAACAAGAAGUAUUCAAGCAGUUACAUUUUAAGUAGCACUUACUAUCCAACUUCUAGUACUACUUAGUUUAUUCGAAAAGGUAUCUUUUGUAAAAGUCUAGGCUUUGGAUCCCAUGUAUAUUGCUGUGAGGAUUUACUGGUCACUUUAAAACAGAAAAUAAAACAAAAAAAAAAGUUGAAUCUCCGGGUGAAAGUAAAUCUACCAGAGCCUGACGGAAUUGCACUACCCUCAUACUGGUUGAUAGUCUAUUUUGUAUAAAAUACAUGCAAAUAUUAUCUUUAAAGAUUAAGGGCAGAACAUGUUUCACUGGUACAUAUAGCUAUGGCUUUCCUUGAAGUCUGUUUUGUUCGUAUUUCAGUUAUGUAAAUGUAAUCCAAUGUAAAAGCAAACAAAAAAUGUAAAAUGUUUGUUUAAAAAAAAAAACAAGUUUGUUUUACUUCUGUAUUACACCUCUUCUGUAGUCAAUGUCGAUAUUUUCACCUAUUUGAUUAAAUGUUGAAUUAAGU
Messenger RNA from Cottoperca gobio, 7416 nucleotides. RefSeq names its product glucocorticoid receptor-like. The transcript is spliced from 10 exons. The record is from RefSeq and is a predicted model, not a curated record. NCBI's taxonomy places the organism in Eukaryota, Metazoa, Chordata, Actinopteri, Perciformes, Bovichtidae. Gene Ontology annotation, molecular function: sequence-specific DNA binding; zinc ion binding; DNA-binding transcription factor activity. Gene Ontology annotation, biological process: regulation of DNA-templated transcription. Bases 431 to 2893 code for a protein of 820 amino acids.